CAUACUAUCCGAAGCCAUAGAAUAAGAAAUAUACAUAGAGUUGGUGUAAUAAUUUCUUGUUUUUUCUCUAGUAAGUUCAUUUAUCAAUCUUCUCUCUUGAGCAUGCUGCACUUAAGACUUGACUUAGCUUUCUAUAUAAACACUUGCAAACACAUCCUCCUAGUCUCAACCACAUUCCAUAGCCAUCUCUCUCUCCCUCUCACUCUUUCUCUCUUUCUCUGGUCUGUUUCAAAACAUAGUACAUAAUAAUAGAGACAACAAGAGAAAGAAAAAACAGAGUGAUCUGUUUUAAAACAGAGCAGAAAACAGAGUGAGAUGGGAGCAAUGAUGGUGAUGAUGGGUCUUCUCUUGAUCAUCGUGUCUCUCUGUUCCGCUCUCCUUCGAUGGAAUCAGAUGCGAUAUACCAAGAAUGGUCUUCCUCCUGGAACCAUGGGCUGGCCAAUCUUUGGCGAAACCACCGAGUUUCUCAAACAAGGCCCCAACUUCAUGAGAAACCAAAGACUCCGGUAAGAAAAAUACUCAAAUCAAGAUUUUUUUUUUCUCUACGCUAAAAAUUAACUUAGAAUCAACAGAUACGGGAGUUUCUUCAAAUCUCAUCUUCUAGGUUGUCCAACGUUAAUCUCAAUGGACUCAGAAGUAAACAGAUACAUUUUAAAGAACGAAUCAAAAGGUUUGGUUCCUGGUUACCCACAAUCGAUGCUUGAUAUACUUGGGACUUGUAACAUGGCUGCGGUUCACGGUUCGAGCCACCGGCUUAUGAGAGGCUCGCUUCUGUCUCUCAUAAGCUCGACCAUGAUGAGAGAUCAUAUCUUGCCUAAAGUUGAUCACUUCAUGAGAAGCUAUCUUGAUCAGUGGAAUGAGCUUGAGGUUAUUGAUAUCCAAGAUAAGACCAAACAUAUGGCAUUUUUAUCUUCACUGACACAAAUCGCUGGGAACUUAAGAAAACCAUUUGUUGAAGAAUUCAAAACUGCAUUCUUCAAGCUUGUUGUUGGGACUUUAUCCGUUCCGAUUGAUCUUCCGGGCACAAAUUAUCGUUGCGGAAUCCAAGCAAGAAAUAACAUUGAUAGGUUGCUAAGAGAGCUGAUGCAAGAACGUAGAGAUUCUGGAGAAACAUUCACAGACAUGUUAGGUUACUUGAUGAAGAAGGAAGGUAACCGAUACCCGUUAACCGAUGAAGAGAUAAGAGACCAAGUUGUGACGAUUUUGUAUUCGGGUUACGAAACUGUCUCUACGACCUCAAUGAUGGCUCUUAAGUACCUUCAUGAUCACCCAAAAGCUCUUCAAGAACUAAGAGCUGAGCAUUUGGCAUUCAGGGAAAGAAAACGACAGGACGAACCACUCGGUCUUGAGGACGUGAAGUCAAUGAAGUUCACUCGAGCUGUGAUUUAUGAGACAUCAAGAUUGGCAACGAUCGUUAAUGGGGUCCUAAGGAAAACUACUCGUGACUUGGAAAUCAACGGUUAUUUAAUCCCAAAAGGAUGGAGAAUUUAUGUAUACACGAGGGAAAUUAAUUACGAUGCAAAUCUUUAUGAAGACCCAUUGAUCUUUAAUCCAUGGAGAUGGAUGAAGAAGAGCUUGGAGUCACAAAACUCAUGCUUUGUGUUUGGAGGUGGGACAAGGCUUUGUCCUGGUAAGGAACUAGGGAUUGUCGAGAUCUCGAGCUUUCUCCAUUACUUUGUUACGAGAUACAGAUGGGAGGAAAUAGGAGGGGAUGAAUUAAUGGUGUUUCCGAGAGUUUUUGCACCAAAAGGCUUCCAUCUUAGGAUUUCACCCUACUAAUUUCUAACUUUUUAAAUAAAAUAAUAUAGAUUUUAUGCACGCAGAGGAUACAGAAGACGUAUAUGAAGAAACAAGAGAAGAUAAUUAUAAAUUUUUUUUUUUUUUUGACACAUAUUUUUGUUCUCAUUUAAGAGUCUUCUGGUCAUAUGUACAUAACCAUAAGCAGCAUAAUCUUAUUAUAUAUCUAUUUCUGUAUAACUCUAUUUGAACUUGAAGUAUAUCUCUGGCUAUUUCUUGAUGAUGUUCUACUAUAUUAAACCC
This is a messenger RNA of Arabidopsis thaliana (thale cress), 2040 nucleotides long. RefSeq names its product brassinosteroid-6-oxidase 1 (gene BR6OX1). Gene Ontology annotation, biological process: brassinosteroid biosynthetic process. NCBI's taxonomy places the organism in Eukaryota, Viridiplantae, Streptophyta, Magnoliopsida, Brassicales, Brassicaceae. The transcript has 8 exons. The record is from RefSeq and is marked reviewed. Gene Ontology annotation, molecular function: monooxygenase activity; iron ion binding; heme binding. The coding region runs from base 625 to 1779 and encodes 384 amino acids. Gene Ontology annotation, cellular component: membrane.